AAUCUGAAUACCUAUAUUAAAAAUAAUUUUAAACUUCAUAGGCUCCAUAGAGGACCAAAAAAUUCACGACUAUAUCAGCACAACAGACAAACCAAAUAAAAUGACUUCCUGUAAAACAGCUGCAAAUCUUACAGCAAUUUACAAUUUAAAGUUUUAUAGAAAACAGAAUUGUUGGAAACUGAAUUCUCCUAUCAGCAAGGAAAGAGAGCAAAAAGAAAAGUUAUCAACUUCAUUGAGAACAAAACUAAAUGAUACUUACAUUAUCACUGAUAAAGUUCGUGAUGAAAGUCCAGAGAUAGAACCUCUGAAUGUCGCUUUCUUUGAAUCAGAAAAAGAACAAGAAAUCUGCGACUCAAAACAUCCUUUAUCUCAACAAUGGCUGGAACCAGUGAAUAUAUGGCCUGCUACUAUUACAAAAUCUGAACCAAAUGUAAACACAAUUAUGUCUAUUGAAGAAGAAAAUCAACAAAGUAAUAAAAAGAAAGCCUGCAUACAUGAACGCUUAGAGGUCUUAUUGAAGGCAGCCAAAGAGCAUGAAGAUGCUAAGUCAGAACCAGCACUAGGGGAUAUAGCUCGACAGAAUAUUCCAGAGAGUUAUGACUUCAAUAUAGAAGAAGAGUAUAUAGGACAUAAUUGUAUGCCACCAGAUCUACAGCAGACUGUGAGAUCUGAGCCAUGGAUAAACCCUGUUAAUGUUUGGUUGGAUCGCGAUGUAAUUGAUGGGCUACACCAAAAGCAAGGAAGGCCUGGUGGAGACUGGGAUAAUGCUAGCCAUCCCAGCCAAAAUCUUGCUAGCCAUGCCUUCUUCCAUCCACCAUCCACCGUCUCACUCAAUGCCGAUGCUGACAGUACAUGCUCGAGUGAUUUUAUGCACGGGGCUCACAACGCACCUCACUCCUCCGAGAUAGAAAUUUCGUUACCGCCAGGGUUUACUAUCGAAACAUUGAGCCCCAAUAUCCUGCAAAACCUCAUGAACUCCAAAAUGAACGUGAGGCUGUUCACACAAAAAAAGAAGCCUGAACGUAGUUUUACGUCGGACGUGGGCAGCUACGACGAGUACCCGACGAGGGACGUAGGGCUGCUGCCACUCGACGAGUUCGUGGCCGGCUCCAAUUUAGGGCUGUACAGAAGAGUCGACCACAAUCAGUUAGGCGGCAGAGGUAGGGGCAGGCUCGUACAAAAUUACCAACGAUAUUAAAGUUGAACAAAAUAAUAUGUACUCGCAUUUAGCAUUAUAAGACCAGUAUACGCCUAUCAAACAGACUGAAUUGUUCCUAAAAUUAGCGAUAAGUGAAUAAA
Aricia agestis (brown argus) is the source of this 1299-nucleotide messenger RNA. RefSeq lists its product as uncharacterized. The record is from RefSeq and is a predicted model, not a curated record. The transcript is spliced from 8 exons. NCBI's taxonomy places the organism in Eukaryota, Metazoa, Arthropoda, Insecta, Lepidoptera, Lycaenidae. The coding region runs from base 101 to 1198 and encodes 365 amino acids.